AUGGAGGACCGAAGUGGUUCGGUGCUGGCUAUAGCCCUCACCUUCUUGAUCUUAACAUAUAUCACCGUUGGCCUUCGUUGCUAUGUCAGGAUCUUCAUGGUGAAGGGAUUCGGCAUUGACGACUACUGCAUGGUCGUCACACUUUGCUUUUUCACCGGCUAUCUCGUGUCUCAAAUCGGCGGUGCUCUCCACGGAACAGGUGUUCGCCGCGAGAAACUCACCGACGAACAAGCGCAAACGGCCCUUCACUUCUGGUUCUUCUGCGAAAUAUUCUACACAUUAUCGACAUGCAUGCUCAAGAUCGCCGUCGGGUUCUUCUUGCUGCGGAUUACCGUCGUGCAGAUGCACAUCUGGCUCAUCCGGUUCAUUAUGGUAGUUUCUGCCAUCGUGGGAGUCGCAUACACAUCGGUCGUCAUCUUCCAGUGCAAGCCGGUCUCGUUCUGGUGGGACCUGAACCCUAAUCACCAUGGCACUUGCUUGUCAGCGACACUAGUCAUGAACUUCACGUUCGUGGUUUCUGGACUCAACGCGUUUGCGGACUGGAUGUUUGCGAUUCUCCCGGUCCUGAUCGUCAAGGAUCUCCACAUGAAGAAACGCAUGAAAGUCAUAGUCGCUUCCGUCAUUGCUCUUGCCGCAGUUGGUUCGACAGCAACGAUCAUCCGUCUCCCGUACACGACCUCAUUGAAGGGAUACAAGGGCGACUUCCUCUACCGAACAACCGAUUUUGCGAUCUGGAGCACAGUAGAGGUGGGAUUGGGCAUAACAGCUGGUUCUAUCGCGACACUGAGGCCUCUCAUGAAGCAGGCUCUCGAGAUCACUCGCUCGGCCUCAGCUUUACCCUGGAGUAAGCCUUCGCUGAACUCCGGCCCGCUGCAGUCGGGAACCCAACUGGGCACGCUCAAGCCUUCGAUAAAGAAGUCGAUCACAAUCACUACCUCCAGGGCACGGAGAGAGAGCGCCAGCUCUGACGAGGAGAUAAUACUGGGCAGAAGCCAGCCAUCGGAAGCAUGGCAGCAGCAGCAGGGACUGCCUGGCUACGUUACGUCUACCGUUCUAGAUGAACGUGAGAAGCGACAAAUAUCAGAGAAGAGUCGCCAACAUAAGACAGAACGUGAAAGAAGAGGCAGUCCUGGAGGGGCCAGCGACUCCACUCUCGACAGCAAAUCGACUGGAAAGGCCGCAAAGGUCCAUGAGCGUUUUUGA
This is a messenger RNA of Alternaria incomplexa, 1203 nucleotides long. RefSeq lists its product as uncharacterized. The coding region runs from base 1 to 1203 and encodes 400 amino acids. The transcript is spliced from 3 exons. The record is from RefSeq and is a predicted model, not a curated record. Lineage: Eukaryota; Fungi; Ascomycota; Dothideomycetes; Pleosporales; Pleosporaceae.